CAGCCGGGAAGGUGGCACACGCUUCAGCCAACGAGGCCGCACCGCCUCGGAGUAGGGGCAGACAGUCCGGGGCCCGGGCCGGCCAGGCGAGCGCGCAGCUCCGAGCAGGGCGGAGGGCGGCGCGAGGGAGGGAGCGAGGGAAGGGAAAGGCGAGCGCGAGCUGCCUCAAAUGCCUGGAAUAAUUCCGCUUCCGUUUGGAAAGCCGCAGCCUCAGUCCCGCCGCGUCCGCCCAGCCCCAGCCCCAGCUCCAGCUCCGCGUCCAGCUCGGCCCGCGGCCUCCGGCUCCGGCGCCAUGGCCACCUCCCCGCAGAAGUCGCCUUCGGUCCCCAAGUCUCCCACCCCCAAGUCGCCCCCGUCCCGCAAGAAAGAUGACUCUUUCUUGGGGAAACUCGGGGGAACCCUGGCCCGGAGGAAGAAAGCCAAGGAAGUCUCAGAGCUUCAGGAGGAGGGCAUGAAUGCCAUCAACCUGCCCCUCAGCCCCAUCCCCUUCGAGCUGGACCCUGAGGACACCAUGCUGGAGGAGAAUGAAGUGCGGACGAUGGUAGAUCCAAACUCACGCAGCGACCCCAAACUCCAAGAACUGAUGAAGGUAUUAAUUGACUGGAUCAAUGAUGUGCUGGUUGGAGAGAGAAUCAUUGUGAAAGACCUGGCUGAAGAUUUAUACGAUGGACAAGUCCUGCAGAAGCUCUUCGAGAAACUUGAGAGCGAGAAGCUAAAUGUCGCUGAGGUCACCCAGUCAGAGAUUGCUCAGAAGCAAAAACUGCAGACUGUCCUGGAGAAAAUCAAUGAAACCCUGAAACUUCCUCCCAGGAGCAUCAAGUGGAAUGUGGACUCUGUUCACGCCAAAAGCCUGGUGGCCAUCUUGCAUCUGCUGGUAGCUCUGUCUCAGUAUUUCCGGGCACCAAUCCGACUCCCAGACCAUGUUUCCAUCCAAGUGGUUGUGGUCCAGAAACGAGAAGGAAUCCUCCAGUCUCGGCAAAUCCAAGAGGAAAUAACUGGUAACACAGAGGCUCUUUCCGGAAGGCAUGAACGCGAUGCCUUCGACACCUUGUUUGACCACGCACCAGACAAACUCAACGUAGUAAAAAAGACGCUCAUCACAUUUGUGAACAAGCACCUGAAUAAACUGAACCUGGAGGUCACGGAACUGGAAACCCAGUUUGCAGAUGGCGUGUACCUGGUGCUGCUCAUGGGGCUCCUGGAGGGCUACUUCGUGCCGCUGCACAGCUUCUUCCUGACUCCAGACAGCUUUGAGCAGAAGGUCUUGAACAUCACCUUUGCCUUUGAGCUCAUGCAAGAUGGAGGGUUGGAAAAGCCAAAACCACGGCCAGAAGAUAUUGUCAACUGCGACCUGAAGUCCACACUGCGAGUGCUGUACAACCUCUUCACCAAGUACCGGAACGUGGAGUGAGGAGGCUCUGGGCUCCCGCGGCCUGGGGCCUCUUGCUGCAGGCAGACUGGACCAGCCCCGGAAUUGUCUUUCCCUGCUUGUUCCUGCGCUGUGCUCUCCCACAAGCCCCUUGUUUGCAACCCAGAGAUAGUGGGAAUUGGAAUUGAAACCAGGAAGGAAGUGACCAAUCAGUCUGUGGGCUGACUCCACCUCCCAGACCCCAGGAACUGACCCAGCUAUGACCCAAGAAAGCUGUCCCUAUCCAGGUGCCAGGCCCACAUUUCCCUCCGUGUGCUCUGGGAAUAAGCUCAGACACAACUGAGUCCCGGAAGAUGAAAAUAAAGACCAUAGUUGCCAUUAAGGGGCAUAAACUAUGCCAGGCACCACACUUAAGUGCCCCGCUGGAUUCAGAUUCAUUAACCCUCACGACUCCUUGGAAGUUGAUGUUAUAAUCCCCUUUGGCAGAUGAGGAAACUGAGGCUCGUGGGUCGAGUGACUUGCCAGGAGGAGUUGGCAUUUGUUUCUCCUCUUUGAACAACACUUCUUAGUAACUGGUUACAGCACACGCUCUGUGCCUGCGCACACCCCGAGUCUUCAAAGAAGACCGGAGCCACUGACCUCACCGUGAGGGCAGGCCAGGUCAGCGCUGGCUGCUUCACACUGAAACUGGCAAAUUGAAUUUAACCCAAUUAAUAGUAUGUGUGUGGCACGAGUCAUGUCCCUCAAAUCCUUUGUACAAAUGAAAAUUACUCUUAAUUCCUUCAGAUUUAUAAUAACCCCAUACCCUGGUUUCAUGGUGACAUUUGGGAAGGAUUCUGUUUAGAAUUAAUGGAGUAGCACAUUUUGCAGCCUUUCUGCUUGAUUGCAUGUAAUGGAAAUGCCCUAUAUUUUCCUGCAAAAUAAGUACUCAAUUCAUUAUCGUUAGGCAAAUGUACAAUAUACUCAGGCACCACAGAGAGCUGGGCACAGGCCCAUAUGAGCAUCGCUUGGGAAGUAGGGCUCUUCAGCAAAGGCCCUUGAACUUUGAAGAAAGGAACUCCUCUCUGCCUUCUAAUUGAUCAUUCAGACCAUUCUGGCUAAAUCUGCCCACAUGCAAUUACCAACUAAUUUAGGGGAGGAAAAAUAUAAGUCAUUUAGACCAAAGCAGAGCAGUUCCCUUGCAUGGGUGACUGACGGGCUUGUGGUUACUUGUAUCUCCUGUAUGUGAACCUGACUUUGAAUUAUAGAGCUCUCCUUAUGCCAGGCUGUGCUGGGACCAGUAGGAAAAGGAAAGGGGAGGAAGGGGGGUAGGGAGGCAGAACCUAGGGGAACAAGCAGCAGACGGGAAGUAUUUGCACACUUAACAUAAAGGGGAAUAGCCUCAGACAAGAGAGUGUGGCUCGUGGUACUUAACACUUGUGCCCUAAAAUUGACCAGGGCCUUGGGAUAAAUAAUCAUGUGUGCUGAUAGUGUAUCUUCAUUACAGAACUUUCAUGAAUACACCAGUUAAAUACAGCCUGUGCAGCCUUCUCCAGAAUUGUGUGACCGCCUUGUCACUAGCCCCUGUCUGGUCUAAGGAGUUUCUACACCAUCGUGAGUCAGGCCUCCAGUUGUCCAAAACAUUCCUUUAGCUUUCUCAUCAUUUACUAUAUUGUCUCUCUGCAGUAACUCAGAACCCAGAGAUUUCAAUACACUAUGUAUUUCUUUGGAUAUUUUGCUCUAAGAAUUGUUACUCAGCAUAAUGAACAUUUAUGAUGCAAAGGGAAUGUCCCGUCUUGUGUCAAUUUAUUUACAAGAAUGUAAUUCUUUCUUACCUAAUUAGUGAAACAUGUCUGUCUUUGGGAAAUACUCAAUAUUAGUGUAAUGUUUCUUGUUGCUCUUUAAAAUGUCUUGUAGCAAAUCAAGAUAAAGAAAAAUUGCUUGGAAAAAAAA
This is a messenger RNA of Heterocephalus glaber (naked mole-rat), 3301 nucleotides long. RefSeq names its product parvin alpha (gene Parva). Gene Ontology annotation, molecular function: actin binding. The record is from RefSeq and is a predicted model, not a curated record. Gene Ontology annotation, biological process: substrate adhesion-dependent cell spreading; actin cytoskeleton organization; cilium assembly. Gene Ontology annotation, cellular component: focal adhesion; cytoplasm; actin cytoskeleton. NCBI's taxonomy places the organism in Eukaryota, Metazoa, Chordata, Mammalia, Rodentia, Bathyergidae.